Molecule: messenger RNA, 996 nt
Organism: Lachancea meyersii CBS 8951
Lineage: Eukaryota; Fungi; Ascomycota; Saccharomycetes; Saccharomycetales; Saccharomycetaceae
Source: the annotation of a GenBank genome assembly
AUGUUCACGUCUUUUGGGAAAGCGAAUCUGACUUGCCAGCUAUAUCAUUCCUUGAAUGUCCUUUUUGACCUUCGACAGAUGAACGCGCCAAGCCUAUCAAAUGUGGGCUCUUUAGAGUUUCUAAAAGUCUUCGAGGCCGCUUGUAGUGGUAUGUUACCGAAAAAUAAGAUUAUUAGAACGUUAAAGCGACUUUACACUAACACAACAGCAGAAAUCGAACAAAAAUCACGUCAGGGGCGCGACACCUUAGAUUUGAAAAGAGAAGUGAUAGCAUUGUCUACCGCUCUUGCAUCUGUGGCAGACACGAUUCCUGCUUACGACUUGGAGAAGCACAAUACAAGGCUGAUGAAGCUGCUCAAACAAAUCACGAUUGAUGCCCCCUCUACAACAAAAAAGUUUCGAUUCAAGAACAAGCCGAAAUCGAGCCAAUCCAAAAACGAUGAUGCGGUCCAAAAUGUAGCUGGCGAAGACUCGAAAUCAAUGAACUCCCCAGAGUGUGUUGGCAAGUCUCUACGGUAUGAGCGAGGAGGAGUUUACGAAAAUCUACAGGACAGCUCGCUGACAUUCGAUGCGACAUUACAAAAUGACCCCGCGAGCGAUAACUCCUCAUCUGCGAUACAUUUACGGUCUCUAAAACGCAGUGUUAUCAACUUCAAGGGUACACCGUUCCAGCACGGCAGUUUCUACAUUGAAAAUGCUCAAGACUGUUUCAUUAUCUUGCGGCUGCCAUUGCAGUCGCAGAUCCAAGUCCGUCUUAACGGUUUACAGAACUGCAAGAUUUACAUCACGCGUGUUGGCUUGGAACCCCAGUCUGUUGUCCUUGAACGCUGUUCUGAGCUUCGCUUCCAUAGCGAGAUGCGUGAUACCACGAAUAUCCAAGAUUUUAGCAGCAUUGGAAAGGUCUUCCCGAAUGAAAAGACAUGGUUUCCGUACGAAUCGUUCGACCUGUGUGACUUUGAUACUGAUAGACUAAUGAAUGACAAGGCUUGUCGUUGA